Calliphora vicina (urban bluebottle blowfly) is the source of this 2923-nucleotide messenger RNA. It is a transcript of the gene Pih1D1, whose product is annotated as PIH1 domain containing 1. Gene Ontology annotation, cellular component: ribonucleoprotein complex; cytoplasm; R2TP complex. Bases 132 to 2789 code for a protein of 885 amino acids. The transcript is spliced from 4 exons. The record is from RefSeq and is a predicted model, not a curated record. Lineage: Eukaryota; Metazoa; Arthropoda; Insecta; Diptera; Calliphoridae. Gene Ontology annotation, biological process: box C/D snoRNP assembly; rRNA processing.
UUCCUCUUUUUGACAUUCGUCUAUUGUGUUGUGUAUUCAUAGUGCGGAUUUUUUUUCAAGUGGAAUUAUUUUGUUGAAUAAUUACAAAUAGUUUGAUAAAAAAUAGUUUUUGUUGAAAAAGUUUUCUAAAAAUGAGUUCGCGACGCAAUUAUCUAGAUGCUGAUAAUAGCAUUAUGGAAAGAAAUUUAAGAUUUGUUAAGAAUGAUUUGGAAGAUAAUCUUAACCAAUAUUUUGGUGGUUCGGGUAGUCGUGGUAAUAAUUCUACUACCGUCACCGCUCCACCUCGCGAUUAUAAAGUUGUACAACCUAAACCCGGUGGCUCUCAUGCCCAAGCUCAAUCGUUUGGCCUAGAAAAACGUCGAGGAUUUCUAUUGCAAUUAGGUUUGGCACGACACGAGGCAUAUGAAUUAGCGAAAAAUAGUGACUUCGAUGUUAAUAGAUAUGAAGAAAAAUGCGAAAAGUGGCUGGAUAGUGGUAUUCGGCAAGCUGAAAUCAACCAUAAAAUUUUGUCUGAGAUACGUAACGAAAACACUUGGAAUAACGAUUAUGAAAUGUCAUCAAAAACUCCAACGGUCCCAUUCACGGCAACAUGCAUCGAAGAACGAGACAAUUUAAAUCGUGAUAGAGGAUAUAGCCAAAUCUAUGAAGAACGUUCUUGCCGUAAUCGUUCGCGAUCUCGUUCUCAUCCUUAUGAUCCCCAAAGUAAGGAUUAUAGAGAAGAACGCCAUCCUCAAUCAAUAUCGCGUUCACCUAAUAGAGGUUUAAGCUCAAUGUACGAAAGGAAGAAUGAAGAAUAUUUUUCACAACAGCUUAAUUCCAGAGAGGCUGUAAAAAGAGAUGUAAUUCGUGAAGGAUCUGGUCCUCGACUUUAUUCACCGCCCCGUAGUGAUCGUAGAGGAGAACGUUAUCAAUUAUCGAGAUCACGUUCGCCUAAUAGAGCUAUCAAUACAAUGCGUGAAAGAAAAAAUGAAGAAUAUGUUUUGCAACAUGAUAAUUUCAGACCGGAAGUGGGAAGAGAUACUAUGCGCAAACGUUCUCGAUCUUAUUCUCCACCUACAACUUAUCGUAGAGAAGAACGGAUUCAAUUAUCGCGAUCUCGCUCACGUUCACCUAAUAGAGGUUUCAGCAACAGAGAUGAUGAGGAAUAUUAUGUACGACAAGAUAAUUACACUAUCGAUUUGAGCAGAGAUACAAUUCAUGAAAAAUCACAUUUGCCGCCUAGAAAUGAUAUCAGAGAAGAACGUUAUCAAUCAGCAAGAUCACGUUCCCCAAAUAGAGGUUUCAAUUUAAUGCAAGAGAGAGAAAGCGAAAUGUUUCUUAUAGAACGUGAUAAUUUCAGAACUAUUCGUGAACGAUCCAGUUCUCGUCCUUAUUCUCCACCUAGACAUGAUCGCAGAGAAGAACUUUAUCAAUCAACAAGAUCACGUUCACCAAUUCGAGGUUUAAUUGAGAGAAACCCCUCUGAAUAUUUUUCACAACCUGAAAAUUUCAGAAAAACAAUUCGUGAACGAUCCCGUUCUCGUGCUUAUUCUCCACCUAUAAAUGAUCGUAGAGAAGAAUUUUAUCAGUCAUCAAACUCACGUUCUCCUAAUCGAGCAUUAAAUUCAAGAAAUAAUAGAAGAAGCGAAGAUUUUAGAGAGGAAAUUAGAAUGGACUUUGCACCAUCACCAUCAACCGCUACAAGAUUUCCAUCUGAGAACAAGAAUAAGUAUGGCAAUAUUCAAAAACGACCCAACGGUUCCAGAAAUAUACCCACACAACAGAAUCGCGAGAUACCUUCAUUACUUGCUCUUGAUACGUUUCCAACACUAACAAAAAGCUCACAUGCUCACAAUAUCCCUUCAUUACUCACCUUACAGGUAUUCCCCGAUCAAAGUAAUGUUCAGCAACCAUCAACAUCUGGAAAAGGAAACCGCUAUAACAAUGAAUCAAAUAGAAAACAAAUACCCAAAUAUGGAAACAAUAAACAGACAAAAUUUAACAACAACAACAAAGGAAAAACACAACAAAUGAAAAAGGAGCCAAAUGCUAAUAGCCAAUGUUUAAGGGAACAUGUGUCUAAAAUUCCCAUCAUACAAUGUGGUCUGGCGAAGCCGCCACCCGGUCAUUUAAAAGCUAAUCCUAAAGAAUACUGGUCGCAAUGGUGGCCCCAGUAUAAGUACAUUGAAUAUUCAGUACCAAAAAUAAAUCCCAAAGACAAUGAAGUUAAAACUUGCAUCAAUUUCAUGUUUAAACCACAUGAACUCGAAUUUCGUAGAAAUAAAAAUAUGCUGUUGGGAAAAGGAGUCAAUGCCAUCAUGAAAACUGUGGACAUAAAUGAAACAAAUUAUUAUGUGCGUGACAUCUACAAGUUGUUUAAAUAUAAAAAACAUUUGGAAGAUCCGAAUUUUCUAAAUAAUUUAGCUCCACAGGAUUUAAAUUGUAUCGCACCAGCAUUGAGACAGUUUAAAAUUAAAUCCACAAUGGCGUUUCUACAUCAGGCUUUAAUUUGUAGAUGGCACAUUUCGCUGGAUAUAAUUAAGAAAGUGCAAGCUGGUGAACCGAUUAGGUCAAAUUACGCCCGUAUAUUACUCAACGAAAAAUGUUUCCAUUAUUUGGUCAUGGAAUCUAUACAGGAAUUGAAGAAAAUGUGCCAGCAAGAUUGGCCUCAAUUUGCAGAAUUUUAUAAAAAUAUUAGAGCAGCAAAAGUUGAUAUUCAUGCACUGGGCGUUGGUCCCAACCUGGAAGCAAGUAAUGCCAAAUCUGCUUAUAAACCGGAUGAUGAUGACGAAUAUGAUGACAGUUAUUAAAAAGGAAGAGUGUGCCAAUGAUCACACCAAAUACACAUGCAAUUUUAAUUAAUUAUUGAAAAUAUUGAACAAAUAUAAUACAAUUCAAUGCAUACGAGUACAUACAUACAUAUGUGUAAUAUGUAUGUAAACAA